AUGGAGCCCCCAGAGAAUCAGGAUGGACCGCAUAGAGAUGAGAUUCCGUUGCGCAAUGCAAGAGGCGAAGCGAACAGUGUGCGGUUUCCGCUGAGUGCGCAUGAAUGGUUGGUUUCAACUCAUUUACUUUAAUCAAUUCUAAAUUCUCAAUUUAGGGAAGCUAGUUUCACCGGCACCAUGUCACUGGAUGGCAAAUUUCCGACACUCGAUUUGAAAAUAUCGUGUUUGGAUUUGAAGCCGUGCGAGGGCGUCGUAAUCAUGUUGCGCAUCGAAUCGCUCCCUAUCAUGCCAUUUUACUUCUCCGGCAACGAGUCGUCGAUGAUGAUUCGUCAGUUGUGUGUGUAAGAAAUGGAUUGUUCUAGAUCAUGUUUUGAAAAAUCUGCAUUUUAGCGCUAAAAGGAAACCGGAAAAUCUGACAGAAGUUUAUAUAGAUGACAUGCUUCCUAUUGAUAUCAGCAAAUGCGUGAACGCAGUCAUGGAAAUCGAUUGGCAUAGAGACGACAGUGGACAAAUUGUGAUUACUUCGAAAUUCAUGGAAGGAGAUGUGUGAGUUGCACACAAAACGUUUUUGCAUUGAACUUUUUUCAAAAAUAUAUGUUUCAGUGUUUGUCUCUCCUUCUCUUUCCAUUUCUGUGCGUUUCUACUGCUGCACAGGAGUAUGUUCUCAAUGAACUGGCCGUUUCACACAUACCGAACGAUGUGUGAGGAAAGAAAUGUCAAAGUCAAAGUGGAAUGGUUCGACAAAAUGCAUCCGCAGCUCAAAAUCCGUAAGCUGCUGAAAGAUCUGAACACAAUGCCUACGGAUGACUUUCAAUUGCUUCGGGGCGUUCUCGGAUCGUACUAUCAUGAGUUUUAUUCCAUGAAAAACUACGGUGAACCAGAAUUUUAAGUUGAAACAAUGAUCGUUCACGUUCAGAGUGCUACUUGCUCACGAUCCGAUACCAGGCACUCAAGUUCGGACUCGAUUUAUUGCCGAAAUCGGCGACUUUGUUCAAGCUGUUCGCAAGCAAAACAUGCUGCGAAAUCAUCAAUAUGAGAAUUGUGAGAUCGACAUUCACUUGGCAAAACUCUCUGGAAACGUGUGUGAAGAUCGGGACCACAGAUCGGGAUCAGAUCGUUUGGGAGGAAGAAGUAAAGAUUGAGGGAACAUCAAUGAGCAUGUAAGUGAUCGUUUUGAUGUCUGUUGAAUUCAUACAUCCUAAUUCAGUGUAUUAUGUAUCCACGUGGAGACUUUUGACGAACAAGAGUAUCUUUCGUUUGGUGCUGUGCUCAUUGGCUUGCUGGAAAUUCAACAGCUCUCGAUAAAAGUCAAAUCCGAUGAGAUGGAUAUAAACGAAGAAAUUGAAAACAUUGUCACGCCAAGAAUCGUGACUCUUGGAAUUCCAACGCUGUUCAAACUGGAAAGCUCUUUUGAGCGUGACAUCUCGAUCAAAUUUGAUUUGAAAAUCGAACCGGUCACUCUAUCCGAACUGCCUUCAGAAAUUGUGAUGCCAGGGGUCACCGACUAUGUUUUCACCGCUGGAGAAACCAGAUUCAAGAUCAACAAGCAGGUGGAUCGCUUUUCUCAAUUAUCUGGUAGUCUAUGUAUUUUAAUCUAUUUUUUCAGUUGCUCUCCCACCGCCUUCCGUAUUUUAAGGGACUGUUCCAGUUCGAAAGUGGAGAAAAAGACGAAAUGUCCGUGGAUUACAAUCCUGCCACGUUUUUCAACUUGCUCAAGUUUGUUUACUACGGCAGCAUCUGCUUCAAAUCAGGUAAUCAUCUGAGAAUUUGUCGAACAUAUUCAAUCGUUGACUGCUUUUCAGUGGCGGAAUGUGCCGAGUGCGUCGUUAUGACAAAUGCGAUGGUGUGCAAUGAAAUCGAAGAAGCGUGCAUUGCGUGCGUCAGACACAACGGAACAUCCAACGUCACUGUUAUGAAUCCGAUGAUAGCUCUCACAAACAGCAUGGUUCAAAUGGAUUUCAAGGAGACUAUGGGAUAAUUACAUACGUUUCUAUUAUCGAAUUCGGAGAAUUUUACGGUUUUCUAUCAGUCUUAUUCAUUUUUAUGGUUACUGUUCUUCCGUUUUGACAAGCAAUCGCCAUUUUUUUGAGAAGACUACCCAUUCUCGCUCCUCUUUAUUUCUGUCGCCCCGUAUUAUCUCAAUCUGGUUGAGAUUCAAUAGAUCACGCUGAAUCUUAAUUUUUCUGCAUUCCCUUUUUCGCACUUUUAAUGUUUCACUCUUCAACCUUUUACUAUUUAUGGGGCAAAUUGAUACGAAUUGAAUUAAUCGACAAAAUGUAUUAAUCCCCAUUCCAGGUUCCAAUUUUCAUUUUGGAACGGAACCACUGCAAAUAAGCAAUUACGUUUGUACUCUUUCGAAUAAAUACCAGAUUAUAUUCCGUGAGAUAUGAUCCGAAACGCGCAUGAGGUUUUUAAUUGUUCAUUGGACAGGUGCAAAUUAAGGUAACUAAUCCAGCGGGUGAGAUCGACAAAGGAGGAUAAUUAGGGUAAUGAGAGAGAGAGUGAACGUCGGUGUCUCUUUUCAGUGAGCAUGCUCUUUCCUUCCAUUUCAAAACGGUUCAUACCUCGCUAGGCACCUUUCCUAGUGCGUACGUAAUUAUGAGAUUAUUCGUUAGAUCUUGCCCGUUAUUUGCAAUCUGAGCUCAUCGCAGAUGUGCGUGCAUAGCGUGAUGCACCUGUCCGGGGGCGUGGCGAUCCUUUUCCGACGGACAGCAUAAAUACUAGGAUUAGGAGGAUAUAGGACACAGUGAGUGCUCGCAGUUGCCAUUGCUAAUGCUCUUUUCCGAUCGGAGCUCCUCAUUCCUGCUCUUGUUUUCACCUUUUUCCGUUAUACGCAAUUUAGAUCAUUCUAGAUUAGUUCUACACAUGAAAUGAAAUUGUUUUUUCAGUUUCUGCACUGUCAAGCGCUCACCGACAUCAUGAACUCUGAGAAAGACCAAAUUGAGAAAAAUGUGAGUGUUUCGAAAUGAAGGGAGUACUGUUUCUGCCACUCCCGCCGUAGGACUUCUUAAUCUUGAGAUGCGUAAGCAUACAUCGUCCCCUCGUGCUUGCUACACUAAUGAAUUAAAUUGCGCUAAAGGACAGGAAAUGGGGAUUGAGUGGUUUGACAUUAAAAAGCGGACGUUGCCGGAAAUGUGUAUAAGAGCAAGAGGAUGUUCACGGAGAGACAUUACUAUUACAGAUCUCCGAGCCGGCCACCGUCGACGAUCCAAUCGCCGAGCGUGAUGUGCCAGUUGAUCAACCACAAUCCGAAGAGCAGCCUCUCUCGGUAUGUAUGAAACAUCGUGUUCGAGCCAGCGGGGAUUAAAAUUAAAUCCCUUCAAUGUAAUCCGUUCAGAGCGAUGACGAAGAAGAACUGGACGAAGAAGAGGAUGAGGACGACGAGGAUGAUGGCGUCGAAGAGGAGGAGGCUGUUGCAAGCGGAGUGAGAGUGGGACUUGAAAUGAACGUUCCAGGACUUGAGAAUCAUGUUGUGUUCCAAAUGUACGGUAGAAACGAUCCACGAGCCGUAAGUUAGCUUUCAUUGAGUGAAUUUACUGAUUAGAAGUUUUCAGGCCGGUAGAAAUACCAUGUCAAAAGAGGAAUACACUGAAAUGAUGGUGCAAAUGAUGGUGGGCGGCAGCCAGAGAGUCGGCGGCAGCGAAGAAGAGAAUCAAGAAGAGCAACAGCGCCGUCAAUGA
Molecule: messenger RNA, 3680 nt
Organism: Caenorhabditis sp. 36 PRJEB53466
Lineage: Eukaryota; Metazoa; Nematoda; Chromadorea; Rhabditida; Rhabditidae
Source: the annotation of a GenBank genome assembly